Temnothorax curvispinosus is the source of this 673-nucleotide messenger RNA. Its product is annotated as kielin/chordin-like protein. The record is from RefSeq and is a predicted model, not a curated record. The annotation marks the transcript as partial. Lineage: Eukaryota; Metazoa; Arthropoda; Insecta; Hymenoptera; Formicidae. The transcript has 5 exons.
AAAGAGGAAUGCGAUAAAACAAAAUGCCCGGGUCCACUGGCGUAUUACAAGGCUCUCAAUUGUACUCCGGUGUUUGAGAAAAAGGGCGAUUGUUGCGCGACCGAAUACAACUGUGAUCAUCUAAAAAAUAGAUCCACUUCCAAGUGUUAUGUCAAUGGUAAAGAGUAUGCGGUUGGAGAAAAACUCAAAGACGAAGAUGCGAAUCCUUGUGACAUUGGUUGCACCUGCUCCCCAGGAUAUGAUGGCAUCGCCUCGUUUAAUUGUGCGGUAGUUGAUUGUUUCCACGGACCAACAAAACCAGAUUGUUAUAGAAAGAAUUCCCCGGACCAAUGUUGUCCCGGCGAGGAAGUGUGUCCUGAAAAUCCCGAAGACAGAGCUAUCUGUAAUGUAAACGGAAAGGAAUAUAGAGAUGGAGAAUACUUCGAAGUUGAGAGUGACCCGGAUUUAAACUGUGUAUGCCAGCCGGGCUAUGAAGGGGAAAACGUCGAACCUUUCUGCAUGAAGCCUAAACAUCCAUAUUGCAGUCCCGAUUUCCGUCAUGCAAGCGACAUUGUUAAUAAUUGCGUUCCGGUUUAUUAUGCCGAUCAAUCGCCGCAGACUAGUUGCAGUGUAUCUUCGAGAUGUCAAAACGACAACGACAUUGUUAUUCACAAUGAGAAGUCUGGUGACAAAA